AUGGUGGAGAGUACAGGCAGGGACGUUGGGAUGCUACAGUCGCUGCAGCGGUUUGUGACGAUGAUCAGUGGGGGGGCGGCGGCGAGCAAUAAGAACGUGGCAUUCUUCCUGAGGCUGAACCUGCUGACGCAACUGCGGCAGCUGCAAAGCGGGCCGGGCGGCCACGAGGGCCGGGGGCAGCGGGACGCGCUGGUGCAAUGGUGGAUCACGCUGCUGAACUACUUGAACUCGGACCUGAACGGCGGGCGGCACCACACGCCGGCGGCGGAGACGGUGUCGGUAGCGCUGGAGUGCAUAAGCCGGGUGGUAACGGUGCUGAUGCCGCGGGCGGGGGAUGAGGCGCGGGACUUCGAGAUCUACGCGCACCACCUGCUGCUGACAGUGCACUACAUCACGAACCGACUGGUGGACAACUCGAAGCGGCGCAAGGUGGUGGCGCAGAACGCGCAGCUGCCUGCGGCGCAGAUCAAGGCCACGCUGUUGUAUGUGCAGGCGUACAAUGGGCUGCUGCGCGCGUUCAUGGGCAAGGUGAUUGCGUACGCGUACAUGUAUCUGCCUGCGGCGAUGCGGUACGAUGUGCAGGUGCUGCGCUUUCUAGUCGGGAACGUGGUGGCGGUGCCUCUCACUCGCAACGAGGUCGUGCCGUGGAAGCCCGUGCGGUUCGAGCUGGAAGACGAAGCGACGAGCCAGCAGAUGUCUCCCAAGAUGGUCGGGAACGAAGAAGACUUGAAGAUCUUCCAGGUGAUGAUUUCGUAUCUUCAGAACGACCAGGUCUUUUCCACAUUUUACUGGCAUUACUGGUACAUUCUUUUACAAUUGCACCUUUCUGCUGGUCAAAACGGUGAAUUACAGCUGGGGGGCUGCCCUGGGGUGUUGUUAUUACUGGACCAUGUCGGUAAUUCGCUCAGUCGAGACCUAUCGAAGUUUGCGCAAUAUAUGCGAACGCAGGAUCUUAAGGAGCCAUCGCUGGCGCAGGGCAACAGCAGUGCGGCGCUAGCGACUCGGCUGAACAACAUGCCGCUGACGGUGGCCAGUGACAAGCUGAAUAGCUUUGUGUACACAAAGUUCCAGUCGGUCAAAAUAUGGGAGUGUCUGCGUAAUCUGGUGGGGUGUUUUCGGCGUUUGACACGGACCAGCGCCGAUCAGUUGCUACAUAGGCUGAUCCAGGAGCACGACGUGCGCCUUCUCGAGGCAACAUCCAAAAUUCCAGCAUAUGACUCUGUGGUGGGCAACCUCGUGUACAACAAACUGCUCCAAUUUAUUGUCUUCCAGUUUGCGGGCUCGCAACCUUCCUUCUUGCAAGACCUAAAUUGGACCGGGUGGAUUAAAGGACUAGAGGGAAUGCUGUGUACAUUGAAUUCUAAUUGUCAGAGCAUCGCGCUACUCUGUCUUUUCAACAUAUGGGAUGCGAUACCGACACCACAAAGAAGAGCUAUUCAAGACAUUUUGCUAUCGGAUCUGUGGCAUCGAUUAGCCAUCGAGACGGAAUUCCACAUCGUCAGGAUAUUGUUUAUGAAACUGCUUGUGUUCAGAGUGGUACCUGAUGAUGAACUUGAUUCCAGCUUGCUAAGAACCAACUUAUCGAUGGUUCACGAGUCUGCAAAAGAUCUCUCCAAAAAAAUAACAGUAGAUACAGACUGUAUGGAUAUUAAAAACAUUUUGGCAUUUAACGGUAAUAAAAAAUUGACCCUAAUAUCAAACAAUCCAGUUACAGAAGAAGCCCUUAUCCUUGAGGAGCGAAAAAAGUAUGAAACGAACGCAAACACUGCGCAGCAACAGCCGGUCAUCCCCCCAUCUUUCCCUAUGGUCAGCACCUUGUCAAAUGUAAGGCCUUCUGUAGUACUUCUGAAGGGAAAGUACCCAUUUGAUGUUUUUGAUGAAAUGGUCAGCAGAGCCGCCUUGAUAUUGGCAGACAAAAAGGUUAGAGAAAAGAUGAAUGAAGAAAAACAAGGGGUUAGCCGUAGGUCCAGCUGGCAUAGUAAUGAUGAUAAUAAUGAACAUGUGGCAAGCUCGCAAUCUACGCCCUCAGCGUGGCACUCGAUUAUUUCAAAACUCAGCUCAUACCAUACACACUCAUCUAGCACCUCGGCAUUGCCUUCCCAGGGACAUGCUAGUACCAGAGGAAUGCGAUCUCGCACAGAGGAAAUGUUGUGUUCUGACAGUUUGGAUGUGGAGUCAGGUGAACUGCUUUCGAUGUACUCAAACAACUCGCAAGUGUCGAACCUGACGAAUUCGUCUGAAGAUCACGCGGAUCCUUCGAAACGUUAUAGCUACGGCGGAAGGGGUGUGUCGCAACUCAAGAACUGCAGCCAGGAAAGUCUGCCCAGCACGCAGUCCAAAAAGCGCAAGCUUCUGGCCCCACCGGAGCUGAAGUAUUCCUCGUCCGUUACCGAGAAAGACAAAAUAACACACAUAUUCCGCCUUACGAUGACUCAAACGCCAAGCGCUGCGGGCUCAUUUGCGAACCUUAUAACGAAACUUCGAGAGGCAAACGAAAAGUGGGGUGUGAAGGCACACGUAGAAAAGCCUCUGCCUUACGAUAAGCCUUUACCCAGCUCACCCGAGAUGCCCGGAACAAAGGACUAUACGCUAAUAGAUGGUUUUGAUUUCAAUUCCCUCUCAUCCAGCAUUAUGGGAGAUAUUCAGCAAAUUAGCGAUCUCACCAGCCAAAGCAUGGCCACAAACAAGUCCACACCUUCUCUUAUUUCAAUUCCAACAGACGGUGUUCCUGAGCCCAAUUGGGGGUUUCUCUCGAUUUUCGGAAGGAAGCGCAGCCCGAGUGCAGAUGAUGUUGACACCCUCGGUAAUCUUACGAUUACUGACUCAAAAUUAGUACCCGAAAACGAUACUGUCCACUUUACACCAGAGGUAUCUGUGGAGCCGUCAUGCGGUAGCAAUGCAUCAUUGGUGCCAGGCCUAGAACUAUCUAUGGAGUAUACUGAAAAUGUUACUCCCGAGGAUAGCAUAAAGAGAGGCCAUACAGUUUCUAUGUUUCAGAGGACUCGUUUGCAGAAGUUCCUCCGGAUCAUACUGACAUACAAUGCAACGGUACAGGAGUUUUUCACAUUUGUCGACUGCGUGAACGACACUUGUGAAGUCGGAAAUAUAUUCAUGGAUUUUGACGUUGGGCAGCAGGCCAAUAGGCACCUCAGGCCGAAUUGA
This is a messenger RNA of Eremothecium gossypii ATCC 10895, 3162 nucleotides long. RefSeq names its product Ahk1p (gene AHK1). Lineage: Eukaryota; Fungi; Ascomycota; Saccharomycetes; Saccharomycetales; Saccharomycetaceae. The transcript has a single exon. The coding region runs from base 1 to 3162 and encodes 1053 amino acids. The record is from RefSeq and is marked provisional.